Molecule: messenger RNA, 2934 nt
Organism: Cladocopium goreaui
Lineage: Eukaryota; Dinophyceae; Suessiales; Symbiodiniaceae
Source: the annotation of a GenBank genome assembly
AUGCAGAUGUCGCUUGUGUACUCUAGAGAUGGAGCUGCUGCAAGCCUUUUGCUUUUGGAGCGUUUGAUUGAUGAGAUAGUCAAAGGAAAGUUCAGACCCGACAGCACUCGCAGUGGCCGUAUUGUUGAGUCACCAGAUGAGUUGCCGGGUCCCCAGCUUUGCAAAGUGAAAGUAGAAGUGGUUGAAUCAUCAGAUGACGAAGCAGCAAUUGAUGCAGAUGUUGCGCAGUCGUCUGACAGCACUUCCGACUCAAGCUCAUCUGACCAGGGCAUUCCUCAGGAUCACAGUUUGAACAAGGUAUAUACUGUCUUUGGUGGAGGCUUUACUUUAGGACAGGCCUCAUUGCUGCGGAGGCUCCACUUUGAGUCGACUACAUUGAUGAUAGCCUCGGUCAAGCAGAGAGUUGAUGGAGAGGCUUCAGAUCGACCUGACAGUGUCAAGCGCAUACCUGUCGCAGAAAAGCGCUAUAGGCUUGAACAGCAGGAACAGAGACUGGCGGGCAUAGCCAUCUCAGGUGAGCUGGAACCAUCGCACCAGUUGCUUGACCUUACAAACAAUGUGUUGGAGACGGGGUCAAUCGUUUGGAUAGCCCCAUCGAGAUGCACCAAAAGGUCGGAAGAAGUUCAGUUGUCGAUCAAGGAGCGGCCGUCUUCAGUGCAAGUGGAGAACCAGCAGCUCAAGAUCGCCCAGAUAUCAGAAGAUUUCAAAGCAGAUUGUGGAAGUGAGAUAAAACUCCAAUGGUGCUUGCAGAGACGAGGCAUUGCAAUGGAUCAAUGCCAACUGCUGACAUGGGCCACUCACGAAGCCUGGGUACAACAGCUUUUUCGAACGCUUAGCCAACAAGCUCCUCCAAACUUCCACCCAGUGAGGAUGGACCAGUUGGUGCGUGCAGAUCGAGAGUUGUGGACCUUGCUGGCACAAGAGCACAAGGGAACACUGAAAGUGAAUGCGGCCGGCGAGAUUCCGCUGGAAGGCCUUUUCAAGCGCUUUUGUCAAGAUCCUCGCAUUACCAUGUUCCUUUUGCCUGCUCCUGCCGGGGCCAAAACAACAGACAAGGAGAACAUCACGAAGAGACCAACUGUGGUAAACGGAAGUCAGUAUCACCUAGUGCAGCUGGGCUCCAACAACCAGCUAGAAAGAAACGGGGUGGAAAAGGAGACCACAAUGUUCAACACAUUGGUCCAGUUGCCCCACAAGUUUCACAUGCUCCUUCGGUUCAUGUCGAAGAUUCAGGAUCAGACUCAAGUGGAUGAGUUGUGCAAGUUUUUAGAAGAGGAAGCAGACAAUGUUGCGGCGUACCCUUUUGUGCUGUGCGAGCGGAUCAUUGAUUGCAUCAAACACAAAGUGCUAUCGUAUGGGGCCAUACAGUCCAACAACUUAGAGCAGCAACUCCAGCAGCCAGACGCCGAUGCAGCUGGCCGCAUUGCCCUUGGUUCACUGCCCCGAGGUGCCAAAGUUAAGCCGCUGGUUGCAGAGUUUGGUUCCUUUACAGCAGCUGUUGCGCCUGUACAACAGUCACUUUGUGUUGAAGAAUUUUUGAAACAGCAGCCCAAAGGGAGCAAAAUCACCUCUCGACAGCUUCUGACAAGGGGAGAAAUUCGGGUCGAGGGUGAGGGUGUUUCUCACCAUUUUCUUGCCAACUCAAAGGAGCUGCCAGACGACGCCAUGGUUGAAAUGUGUUGGAUAGGUGUGCCAAGCGAUCCAGACGAUUUUGUUCAGCGAGCUUUGAGAGCGGGGCACCCACGAGGGUUGGAUGUCCAUGUGGAUGCAGCCAUGGCCUCAGUAGUGAAGGCAAACCUGGUUGACCCACCUUUUUGUUUGGCCAAGAAGCGAGUUGAGUUCAUGAAAAAGUGGACAGCGAGAGCCCAAGACCUGAAACUGGAGGAGGAAAAGUUCAGAGAAAAGAUGCCGGAACACGUCAGAAAUGUUCUUGGCAACAAGAAUGUGGAGGCUUUGCGCAAGCGACAAGAUGCAGAGCUGGAGGAGCAAACCUGGCAAGAGACAGAGGAAGAGUUGCGCAAAGGUUGGAUUUUCAUCGACGACUCAGAGGACGCUGAGAAGCUCAGAGGCAGGAUGAUCUUCUUCGAAGGUUUCACCUUUGGAAGAGUUGCUAACUCAUCCACGAAGUCUUUGGGACGCUUCUGUGGAAGCUCGAACAAGCCCAAACCUCUGGAUGCUGAGAUGACCAGGGCCCUUGAGUUUUUGCAGCAGAGAAUAAGCGAGGGUCGGCCGCUCAAAAUAGAGCGAAACUUGCACAGCACCUGGCUGGUCUUCACGGACGGCGCUUGCAAUCAGGAAGAAUUGAAAGGGUCGGUUGGUGGAGUCCUUUACGACCCAUCUGGAGCCUGCGUUGGAUACUUUGGUGUCCUGGCGAAGGGUGCGACCCUAACCAACAUUGAUUGGGAGAAGGAGCCACACCCCGAGCCCUGGAUCUCGGAAGGUGCAGCUUUGGGACGCCUUUGCAAUAGUCCUGAGCCUGUUUCCAAGUUCAGCGCCUCCAUGCGCACCACUCUGGAGUUUCUGCAGCAACGAGAUCAGUCGGUGGAGUCAUAUAUGACCCCAAUGGAAACUGCCUACAAUUUUUUGGGGAGCGAGUUCAACGUUCCCGACAGGGUCAUGGAUGACCUACUCGAGAGGUCGCAGAACCCGAUUCACGAACUGGAAGUCCUGCCGGUGGUAUAUUACAUCGACAAUGAGUCGCCUCGGAUGGCUUACAUCAGAGGUGACGGCGAAACUCAAAGAGCUGCUCAAAUGAUCCAUGCGUUUGUUCAGCAGGAGUCAGCCAUGCAGCAUAGAGUCUGGUUUGGGAGGGUGCCUAGCUACAGCAACCCGGCCGAUGGGCCCAGCAGGUUAGACUUCAAAGAAGUGCUAGAGCUCGGUGCCACCAAAACCAAUAUCAACUGGGAGCUGGUGAUGAAGCACCUUGAGUUGUGA